AUGGUUGUGUGGGGUCCGCUGCAGCGGCAGCUGAUGGCCUACAUUGCACGCCAUCCACAGUUCCAGCAAGCCGUAAGGAACACGGGGCAGCGCGUGGUGGCUCACCCGAUGUUUCAGAAAGCAAAGGAAAGCGCCUACUCAGCAUUUGAUAAGGUGGGCGCGAAGGCGAGUGGUAGUACAGAGGAAUCGACGUUCAACGCAUGGAGGCGUAGGAUCAACAACAGCUGGCACAAGCGCAAGGCUGGCGUAAUGAGCUUCAUCACUGCGAAUCUUAUGGCCAUCCUCAUCUUUGCUCAAGUUAGCCCAAUGCUCUGGCACUCAGUAAGGCGUGGCAUCCACUACCUUACCGAAGAGACGCCAAGCGCCGAGGCAGAGCGCAAGGAGAAGCGCCGAAAGGAAAAAGAAGCGGCGGUGGAGCAAUCCCUGUUCAAUGCGAAGGCCCCUAAUGAUACCAUGCGUGACAAUGUUCCUCGAAGUGUACCGCCACAUCAUGCCGUUCAGGGCAGCCUCACAGAGCACAGCACAGCAGCAUCGAGGCCGGCUCAGUCUUGGCAGACAUCUUCUUCACUCUUUGACGACACGGUUAAUAUCAAGCAGCAACCAGAUGCACAGCAGUCGUUUAAUGACAUGCACAAGGAUGUGUUUCGGACCUCCGAUGGCAGUGCGCAAAUCAACUUCGAAACAUCCUUUCUGGUGAAAAUGGGCGAUGAGACCUCGUUCACGUCCUCUCUCGAGAGAGAGGCGCUCACGGGAAGUGCGUCCUCUUGUCCGUUGUAA
Molecule: messenger RNA, 777 nt
Organism: Leishmania braziliensis MHOM/BR/75/M2904
Lineage: Eukaryota; Euglenozoa; Kinetoplastea; Trypanosomatida; Trypanosomatidae
Exons: 1
Coding region: 1-777 (258 amino acids)
Source: RefSeq, a predicted model, not a curated record